This is a messenger RNA of Hyposmocoma kahamanoa, 1137 nucleotides long. It is a transcript of the gene mRpS35, whose product is annotated as 28S ribosomal protein S35, mitochondrial. Gene Ontology annotation, molecular function: structural constituent of ribosome. The transcript is spliced from 2 exons. Gene Ontology annotation, biological process: mitochondrial translation. The record is from RefSeq and is a predicted model, not a curated record. Bases 16 to 1050 code for a protein of 344 amino acids. Gene Ontology annotation, cellular component: mitochondrial small ribosomal subunit. NCBI's taxonomy places the organism in Eukaryota, Metazoa, Arthropoda, Insecta, Lepidoptera, Cosmopterigidae.
UUAAAAAUACUAGAAAUGAGUGCUUUAAUCAAGCAUUACAGGCCCGGGAGCCUUAUUACAGCGACUAAUGUUAAAAUAUGGCGAUGGAGUUCUACAAAAAUAGACACGACGUUGAAAAAGGAUGACGACGAGGAAGAAUUUAGAGUAUUGGAUAUUUUGAAGAAACGGGAGAGGCAACAACGAAAAGUUAGCAAAAGAGCUGAUAUACAGCCUGACAGAGCGGAUAGAAUGUCUACAGAUCAGAACUGGAGCAAUGUUUGGCCUGGCCCCAAAACCUUCCACCCAUCAUCAGUGCCUCUACCACUCCGCCAGGGCUACGUUCCAAAUAAGCAAGCUCCACCGGGCAAAAAAGCUAACGCUGAACUAAUGAAAAUACCAAACUUCCUGCAUCUCACGCCACCAGCCAUAAAAGCUCAAUGUGAAGCGAUCAAACAGUUCUGUACUGAAUGGCCUAAACUGUUAAAUUCUGAAGAAGCCAUAGAGAAGCACUAUCCGUUGGAAAUCAUUACUUCAGAUUACUGCCACGCUAGUCCAUCUAUAAGGAACCCAUUAGCUCGAAUAGUUACUUUAAGACUUAAAUUGUCAACUUUAAACCUGGAUAAACAUGCUCGUGAUAAGUUUAUACGGUUGGUCGGUGAACGUUAUGACAAAACUACGGACUUGGUAACGAUCACAGCUGACCGUUGUCCGGUUCGGAAACAGAAUUUGGAUUAUGUAAAUUAUUUAUUAACUGCCUGCUAUCAUGAAUCGUGGAAUGUGGAAGAAUGGGAACAGGAAAAGACUGAGGAAGAUAUGGAGUACUAUGAUUGGCACAAUAAUGCUUCUAAAAGGAAUUUAGUCGAUUGGUAUUUGCUUUUAACAAAUGACCGGAGAAAAUUAUCAAAUGAAGAAUACCGAAAUUUUGAUAUAUCUGUAAUUCCAAAUGGGGAUUCGUACAGAGAUGCUGUAUCGAGUUAUUUUAAUGACGGAGAAAGUGAAGCCGUGGUAAAAAAUUAUGCUAAAGUUGUUAGAAAUUUGCUAGGGUUGCCAGCAGAAAAAGUUGUUACGUAACAUUUUUCGAUAUUUGUACCUUUUCAUAAAUUAUGAAAUGAUUUAGAUUCAAAUCGAGUUCUUAGGUUUUCGCGAUUGUUACACAUA